Molecule: messenger RNA, 2553 nt
Organism: Alligator mississippiensis (American alligator)
Lineage: Eukaryota; Metazoa; Chordata; Crocodylia; Alligatoridae
Product: claudin-15
Exons: 6
Coding region: 1804-2481 (225 amino acids)
Biological process (GO): cell adhesion; bicellular tight junction assembly
Cellular component (GO): plasma membrane; bicellular tight junction
Molecular function (GO): structural molecule activity
Source: RefSeq, a predicted model, not a curated record
GCAGGGGAGCGUUUCCGGGGCGAAGGGAAGGGAAUGAACGGUGAUCGUCAGUUAAGCUGUGUCUGGUUCAGCGCUCUUGCCGUGCAGCAGUGCCCUGAGAGUGCUCGGCCUCGGUUGGCAGUGGAGGGGGGCCGGGGGCAGCCCCAGCCUGGCCUCACAGGGGAAGGGGCUGUGACCUGAGCCUAGUCCAGCCCUGUGGGGGCAAAGGGAUGGCUGGCCCUCGACUGUCUGCACGGGGGAGGGGGCUUGGCAUGGCCCCGGGGGAGGAAGGUGGUGUGUUGUGGUCAUGGCCCAGCAGGACUCGGGAUUUUGGUCACAGGAAGGGGUGGGAGUAUUGCCAGCGCCUGGGGUGGCCAUCUUAGAGGACGUUCUGGUUUCUUUCUGUUCUGUUCUCUAUUGAUACAAAACACAACAAUUUUUCUCUUUCUUGAAGAGAAAAAUAAGAGGACAUAAAGGCGUUGGGUUUCGUAUCACUAGAGGACAGAGGACAACCGGACUGUACUCUAUGAUGGCCACCCUACCAGAGCCCCCUGCUGCCGGCUGUCUCAAACCAGGGGGACACCUGCGGGACAGAUUCCAUGGACUAGAGUUUAAGCAGCCCUGCACUAAAGCAUCUGUUCCUGCCACUUUUGGAGACAGGAUACUGGGCUGGAUGAACCAUUGGUCUGACCCAGCAGGAGCAUCUACAUGUGCGCUUGACUGCACAGUUGUUCCUGCGCAGUCGUUUAGUACUAAAUGACUGCAAAGUGACUGCUGUUACUCUGCAGUCCUGGUGGCGCGCAGGUCAUUUCCAACCCUACUGUGCAGUAGCUUGUUGCUACUACACAAUAGUGUUAGUGUCACAGUUCGUGCCCCGGCACUACGUAGACACGCCCUGUAUGUCAUAUUCUUAUGAGUUACCAGACUGUUUGCUGUAAAGUCUGUUGAUCUUGUUACAUUGUUUUAAGUUUUGACUUUAUCACGGAUUUCCUUUGUUGAUCACUAAAUAUAUGUUUAUGGAUUGCAGCAUUAAAAGCAUUAAGGAAAAAAAUGUUUGCUUUUUAAAUAUGCAACUGGACCUUUAUGGUACAAUAUAAAACAAUGUAAACAUAGAAUGAACCUGAUCUUAUAACUAAAUUCUUACCCUAGGCCAUAGGAUUUUAGUGGAAAACUGAGCUAGAGCCUGAAUUAUUUAACUUGGACUCUAAAAAGUGGUUCAAGCUGAGAGGAAAUUUUAAAAGUGUACCUGUUUUGAACCAUUUUCUUUCUUAACUGCAACCGUGAGCUAUUUUCCUUCUUAUUCAACUUUGCAUAAAAUCCCCGUGAUAACCAAAGAUAUUGUUGCAUAGAAACUGUUAUUAGGAAGAUACUGAACAUAAAUUUCAAUCUUUUAAUACAGUUUAACAGCUGAAAGCCAAGGGUCUCUGAUAUUUUUUGACCAACCAGCUCUUAUGAAAGUGCCAUCAAGUGAUCAUCUGAGUAGUUUGAGAACCUUUGGCUCUUAGUUUAUCCACUAUUGCAACUGCUUUUUAUUUGCUUUAAUUUGUUCAUUUUACUGAAGCUACGUUGGAAGGAAAUACUGUGUUUGAACUCUUGACCACCAGCCAAUGAUCUGGCAGGGAAGCCUUGAUUUUUAGUUUUAGGGGGAAAGGUCUUAAUAUAGUACAAAACAUUUACUCUUGUUUGAUCAAACUGACCCUCACAAAGUGCUGACAUUUAUUUCUAGCAGACAGGCAAAUGCAAUAGACAGAAAACAUUUCUGUAAACGGUUCUGAUACCAGAAUCUUUGGGUGACUACUUUGAAAACCAGCUUCUCACUGAAGAAUGGCAUCAUUAUGUUCACAAAUUUCUUCAUUGGUUCUGGCUCUAUCUGGGUUCAUCAUUUUAGUUGUUAUUACUCUGUCCAACAAAUGGAAAAUUUCCAGCACUGCAAAAGAAGCUGUUCUUACAAACUGGCUUUCUGAAGGUCUCUGGAUGACUUGUGCAAGUACUUCAUUGGGAAUAGUAGAGUGCAAGAAAUUUUUCUCCUUUCUGAUUGCAGACCCUUAUAUUCAGGCAUGCCGUGCUUUGAUGUUCACGUCCAUCAUCUUGGGUCUCAUAUCUACUGUGCUAUCUUUGUUUGGUUUAAAAUGCACACAAGUUGGGACAAGUAAUGAAAGCACAAAAGCAAAGAUGGCUGUAAUAGGUGGAUCCAUGUUCAUUUUAGCAGGUCUCUGUUCCAUGAUUGCUGUUUCUUGGUACGCUGCAAUGGUUACUGCUCAGUUUUUUGAUCCGCUGUAUGGUGGAACCAAGUAUGAACUAGGAGAUGCACUGUACUUAGGCUGGGCUGGUUCUGUUCUUUUUAUGCUUGGUGGGAUCUUCUUGACAUGUUCAUGCAAAAGGGAAAAAAAGGGAAAAUACAGCAAUGGCAAAUACGACUACUCAUUGGGACAAACCACCCUUCCACAACGCAUUUACACCAAAGACUCUGAGACAGUUAUAACCUCCAAAGAUUAUGUCUGAACUCUUUUCCUUUUUCAAAUCUUUGUAAAGUUAGCAUGUUGUCAAAUCAAAUAAAAAAGUUUAUUAUAUCCA